GGAAAGAGUUUCGCAACCAAAAGCAAACUUAAGAUUCACAUAAUGAUCCACACCGGAGAGAAACCAUUCACAUGCACUCAGUGUGGGAAGAGUUUCAACCAAUUAUCUCACCUUAAUUAUCACAUGAUGAUCCACACUGGAAAGAAACCAUUCGCAUGCACUCAGUGUGCAAAGAGUUUCAAGCAAUCAUCACACCUUAAUCUACACAUGAUGAUCCACACUGGAGAGAAACCCUUCACAUGCACUCAUUGUGGGAAAAGUUUUAACUGCUCAUCACACCUUAAUCAACACAUGAGGAUCCACACUGGAGAAAAACCAUACGCAUGCACUCAGUGUGGGAAGAGUUUCAACCAAUCAUCUCACCUUAAUUAUCACAUGAUGAUUCACACUGGAAAGAAACCAUUCACAUGCACUCAGUGUGCGAAGAGUUUCAACCAAUCAUCACACCUUAAUCAACACAUGAGGAUACACACUGGAGAGAAACCAUACGCAUGCACUCAGUGUGGGAAGAGUUUUAAUUGCUCAACAAACUUUGAUAACCACAUGAGGAGCCACACUGGAGAGAAACCAUUCACAUGCACUCAGUGUGGGAAGAGUUUCAGCCAAUUAUCCAACCUUAAUCUACACAUGAUGAUCCACACUGGAGAGAAACCAUACGCAUGCACUCAGUGUGGGAAGAGUUUUUACUGCUCAACAAACCUUAAUCACCAUAUGAGGAUCCACACUAGAGAGAAACCAUUCACAUGCACUCAGUGUGGGGAGAGUUUCAGCAAAUCAUCACACCUUAAUAAACACAUAAUGAUCCACACCGGAGAGAAACCAUUCACAUGCACUCAGUGUGGGAAGAGUUUCAACCAAUUAUCUCACCUUAAUUAUCACAUGAUGAUUCACACUGGAAAGAAACCAUUCGCAUACACUCAGUGUGCGAAGAGUUUCAAGCAAUCAUCACACCUUAAUCUACACAUGAUGAUCCACACUGGAGAGAAACCAUUCACAUGCACUCAUUGUGGGAAAAGUUUUAACUGCUCAUCACACCUUAAUCAACACAUGAGGAUCCACACUGGAGAGAAACCAUACGCAUGCACUCAGUGUGGGAAGAGUUUCAACCAAUCAUCUCACCUUAAUUAUCAUAUGAUGAUUCACACUGGAAAGAAACCAUUCACAUGCACUCAGUGUGCGAAGAGUUUCAACCAAUCAUCACACCUUAAUCAACACAUGAGGAUACACACUGGAGAGAAACCAUACGCAUGCACUCAGUGUGGGAAGAGUUUUAACUGCUCAACAAACUUUGAUAACCACAUGAGGAUCCACACUGGAGAGAAACCAUUCACAUGCACUCAGUGUGGGAAGAGUUUCAGCCAAUUAUCCAACCUUAAUCUACACAUGAUGAUCCACACUGGAGAGAAACCAUACGCAUGCACUCAGUGUGGGAAGAGUUUUUACUGCUCAACAAACCUUAAUCACCAUAUGAGGAUCCACACUAGAGAGAAACCAUUCACGUGCACUCAGUGUGGGGAGAGUUUCAGCAAAUCAUCACACCUUAAUAAACACAUGAGGAUCCACACUGGAGAGAAACCAUUCACAUGCACUCAGUGUGGGAAGAGUUUCAGCCAAUCAUCUCACCUUAAUUAUCACAUGAUGAUUCACACUGGAGAGAAACCAUUCACAUGCAUUCAGUGUAGGAAGAGUUUUAACUUUUCAUCAAACCUUCAUCGACACAUGAGGAUCCACACUGGAGAGAAACCAUUCACAUGCAACCAGUGUGGGAAGAGUUUUCGCCAAAAAUCAAACCUUAAUCUACACAUGAGGAUCCACACUAGAAAGAAACCAUUCACAUGCACUCAAUGUGGGAAGAGUUUCAACCGCUCAUCAGACCUUUAUAAACACAUGAGAAUCCACACUGGAGAGAAACCAUUCACAUGCACUCAGUGUGGGAAGAGUUACAACCACAUAUCACACCUUAAUCAACACAUGAUGAUCCACACUGGAGAGAAACCAUUCCAAUGCACUCAGUGUAGGAAGAGUUUUAAAAUUUCAUCAAACCUUUAUAGACACAUGAGGAUCCACACUGGAGAGAAACCAUUCACAUGCCCUCAGUGUGGGAAGAGUUUCAGUCAAUCAUCACACCUUAAUAAACACAUGAUGAACCACACUGGAGAGAAACCAUUCACAUGCACUCAGUGUGGGAAGAGUUUCAACCAAUCAUCACACCUUAAUCUACACAUGAUGAUCCACACUGGAGAGAAACCAUUCACAUGCACUCAUUGUGGGAAAAGUUUUAACUGCUCAUCACACCUUAAUCAACACAUGAGGAUCCACACUGGAGAGAAACCAUACGCAUGCACUCAGUGUGGGAAGAGUUUCAACCAAUCAUCUCACCUUAAUUAUCACAUGAUGAUCCACACUGGAAAGAAACCAUUCACAUGCACUCAGUGUGCGAAGAGUUUCAACCAAUCAUCACACCUUAAUCAACACAUGAGGAUACACACUGGAGAGAAACCAUACGCAUGCACUCAGUGUGGGAAGAGUUUUAACUGCUCAACAAACUUUGAUAACCACAUGAGGAUCCACACUGGAGAGAAACCAUUCACAUGCACUCAGUGUGGGAAGAGUUUCAGCCAAUUAUCCAACCUUAAUCUACACAUGAUGAUCCACACUGGAGAGAAACCAUACGCAUGCACUCAGUGUGGGAAGAGUUUUUACUGCUCAACAAACCUUAAUCACCAUAUGAGGAUCCACACUAGAGAGAAACCAUUCACAUGCACUCAGUGUGGGGAGAGUUUCAGCAAAUCAUCACACCUUAAUAAACACAUUGAAGGAACUCAUGGGCAUAUUGCAGUGGUCAACACGAGUUGAAUCUGAAAUCUUGGGCAUCUGCAAAUUGUCUCAGUCAUUGAACUGGCUUAAGGGCUUAAACCAUCACGAUAACAAAGCACCAAUUGAUUUUGGGUUAUUCUGACCAAUACUCUGGCUGCAGAUGUUCCAGGUACCCUUCAGCAAAAUUAGUAAAUUAUUUAAACUAAACAAAGGGGCAUUACGGGAUUUUCAGCAGGAACCGCCUCACAAGACUUUUGAAUGACAUUGAAAUUGUGCAUCCUGUCAGAUGCACAAUUUCGUAGAGACGAAGAGAUCUAUAGAAACAUUAAUGCAUACAAAUGAAAGUAAAUCUCUUAAAAUGUUAGAACUAAGGCAGAUGUAUCUUAGAAUAAUACACCAUAAUGUUCCUCAUAUGCUGUGGUUAUUUCAACCAACCAGGUUAAUCAAUGUGUUGUUUUAACCCUUAAAGCAGAUUAGAUUGAUCUGUAUGUGUCUGAAAUGUAUGAGAUCUGGUCUUGAAUGAAAGCUAGUGACAUUUGCAAUCUGUUAGUGUAAAUGAAAAACUAGUAGUACAAACAGUAUUCGUCUUGUAACAUUUGAUGUAAGUUAGUUUCAAUCUUGCAAGAGUUCUUCUACGUGAAAUCUACAUGCAGUGUGUUAAUGAUUGACCCUUUCUACGUCGGCACGGGGUGUGGCCCUGCCCUUCAUGGCAAUUGCUCAUUGGCAGACAGUGCCAUAGGGAUGGAUCAGACCAGGUCACUAAUAGACACCCUGCAACAAAGAAACUUUGCUUUGAAACCGCGCGAACUUCCGCAAACCGACUUUCAGCAGUCCGUCACCUCAGUAACCCAGAACUACCCACCCACAAGCGAGGGAAUUCCAAGGACGUCACAGAAGCCACCAGCCAAUCAGGAGCACUGUGUUUCCCCAAGGCCAGCUGGCGAGGGAGAUUCAUCUUCAGCAAAAGUGCAAGUAACAAACAAACGUUGUCUCUUACUGAUCUGGUGCAGAUUGAUCGUAAACAGUUAAAGAUAAGCCAUAUCUCUGCUUUUGUGGUUUCUCAGGUGUUAUUCUAAGAUCUUGUUAAAAGUAUUAGAAUUAAUUUGGGAUGGUU
Molecule: messenger RNA, 3931 nt
Organism: Danio rerio (zebrafish)
Lineage: Eukaryota; Metazoa; Chordata; Actinopteri; Cypriniformes; Danionidae
Source: RefSeq, a predicted model, not a curated record